GCAAAUGGUUGAAAACUGGUGGAAAUCUUUGGAUGCCUCUUCUCCUCUCUCUCUCUCUCUCUCUCUCUUAAAUUCUUGCUCUAGAUUUUCUCCUACGAUUUCUUCUUUCCAUCAAAUUCAAUGUAUAAACCUCUAGGGUUGGCUUCCCCAUUUCUUUUUCUACACUCGCCGAAGAAUAUAUAACUAUAUCUCGUUUCGUUGCUUAAUCCAUCACAUUGACUGAUCUGCGUUGAAUUGCACGGCGCGUAAUGAUGAUUCCAGAUUCUUGCGUUCAUGAUUCGUCGAUGGAGAAUGGAUCAAUUGAAACGCCAUGCACGCCGGAGGAAGAGAGGAGGAUCAUUGAGGAAUUGACCGACAAAGCUGAGGCUAAUUUGCGAGAGGGAAAUUUGUAUUACGUCGUAUCCAGCAGGUGGUUUAUGGCAUGGCAAAGGUACAUUGGGAAAAUAGAGGAUGAUUAUCCAUUUGAUAGCAGUUCUGUUGGGCCAUCCUCUGUGGCAUCAUCAUGUACAAAAGAUAGGCCCGGACCAAUUGAUAACACUGAUCUAGUUAUAAAUGAAGUAAAAGAUAAAGAUGAAGACCUGCAACUUCAUAGAACUCUGCAAGAAGGGCAUGAUUAUGAAUUAGUUCCGGAAGAAGUUUGGGAGAGGCUUCUGAAAUGGUAUAAAGGAGGGCCAGUAUUGAAGCGAAAGAUGAUCUCUGUUGGGGAACAACGUAAGCAAUUCAGUGUAGAGGUCUUCCCUGUACACCUCAGGUUAAUCGACUCUAGAGACCAGAGUGAGGCAGUUAUACGGUUAAGUAAAAAGGCUUCUCUACGUAGCCUUUAUGAAAAAGUCUGUCAACUCAAAGGGUUGGAUCCAGAAAAGAUUUGCAUCUGGGACUACUUCAACAAGAAGCAGGGAACUAUAUUAGUUUCUUGUAGCCAAACUCUGGAGGAGUCUAAUGUACUGAUGGAUCAAGAAAUUCUUCUUAAGGUACCGGUUGAUGGUGUUACCAGGGACUCAACUGGAAAAAGCUUAGCAAUGGUUCCAGUAGAAUCUACAGGAUCAACUUCUUCCAUUGCUGGUGGGCCAUCUAUGUCUAAUGGGCAUUCAACUAGUUAUAACUCCAACACACAUGAGCAAAUUACUUCAACAUAUGGGGAUAUGGAGGAUGGACAUGAUGGUUUAAAGCCUGAAGCUGGAGGAGAUAGAGGUCUAGCAGGAUUGCAAAAUUUGGGCAACACUUGCUUUAUGAAUAGUGCGCUUCAGUGUUUGGUUCAUACACCAUAUCUUGUCGAUUACUUCGUUCAAGAUUACAGCAGUGAGAUCAAUAAACAAAAUCCUUUGGGAAUGCGUGGAGAGCUCGCACUUGCAUUUGGUGAAUUGUUGAGGAGACUCUGGUCUUCUGGUCGAACUCCAGUUGCACCUCGUGUAUUUAAGGGGAAACUAGCCCGUUUUGCUCCCCAGUUCAGUGGUUAUAAUCAGCAUGAUUCACAGGAGCUCCUUGCUUUUUUGCUGGAUGGGCUGCAUGAAGACCUAAAUCGUGUUAAGCAGAAACCUUAUAUCGAGGCUAAGGAUUAUGAUGGCCAGCCAGAUGAGGAAGUUGCUGAUGAGUUUUGGAAAUAUCACAAGGCCCGGAAUGAUUCAGUAAUUGUAGAUAUAUGUCAGGGCCAAUACAAAUCAACGCUGGUUUGCCCAGUUUGUGACAAGAUAUCUAUAACAUUUGAUCCUUUCAUGUACCUAUCAUUGCCUCUUCCGUCAAUAGCUACUCGAUCUAUGACUGUAACGGUGAUCUAUGGUGAUGGUAGUAGCCUUCCUAUGCCAUUCACUGUUAAUGUUCUGAAGGAAGGAAACUGCAAAGAUCUUAUCCAGGCGUUAGGUAUUGCAUGCGGCGUACAUAGUGAUGAAUACUUGCUCCUUGCCGAGGUCUUUGAAAAUCGGAUAUAUCGGUACUUGGAAAGUCCAUCAGAACCAUUGGCUGGAAUUAAAGAUGAUGAGCACAUAGUUGCCUACAGACUUCCAAAGAGGGAUGCUGAUUUGACGAGAUUAGAGAUACAUCACCGAUACCAGGACAAUGACAGGAAGCUGUUCUUGACGCCAUUCGUGACGGACUUGGAAGAUCCACAAUCCGGAGCAGAUAUUUAUCUUGCAGUUGAAAGAUUGCUUUCUCCUUUGAGAAGAAAAGAAUUUUAUACUUCAACAAGUAUGGACUAUAGCAGAGAAAAUGGCUCCUUCUCCGGUAACACAUGCACCGACCAAUUAGGACCAGAAAUUCAAUCAACAGGGGAGAUAGAGGGGGAGGGAAUGCCCAGUAAGGACUUCACAUUUCAGCUUUGCAUCACUGAAGAUAAUUGUUUGGCAAAAUUAUCUUCACAUUUCAGCUGGAGGCCUAUAAUGAAGAAUACACCCAUAAGACCUAGUCGUUUGGCAAAAUUCUUAGUUGAAUGGACUGAAAAAGAACAUGAGAUUUAUAGUGCUAGCUAUCUACAGGUUCUUCCUGAGGUACACAAAUCUCAAAUUUUCGCGAACAAAAGCAAGCAGCAAGAGGCUGUCUCUCUAUUUUCUUGCUUAGAUGCAUUUCUGAAAGAGGAACCUCUAGGUCCUGAUGAUAUGUGGUAUUGCCCUCAAUGCAAGGAACAUAGACAAGCUAGCAAAAAAUUGGAUUUGUGGAGAUUGCCGGAUAUACUCGUCAUUCACUUGAAACGGUUCUCGUAUAGUAAAUGGAUGAAAAACAAACUUGACACGACUGUUGAUUUUCCCAUCCACAAUCUUGAUGUAAGCAAAUAUGUGAAGAGUAACGAUGGGAGACAUGUGUAUAAACUAUAUGCUAUUAGCAACCACUAUGGUGGCCUUGGUGGUGGACAUUAUUCUGCUUACUGCAAGUUAAUUGAUGGGGAAAACAAGUGGUAUCAUUUUGAUGAUUCUCAUGUGUCACCAGUGAGUGAGUCUGAGAUCAAGACAUCUGCAGCUUACUUAUUGUUCUAUGAGCGAGUUAAACAUAAUUCCAACGGAACAUCUGAUGAGCCAUCAGAGCAUCUUUCACCUUCUUGAUGUGUGGCUGAUGCUCUUUUGCUCUAGAAGGUUAUCAUGCUACCUGGUUGAGAAAGCAAACCCGCGCUGGAGUUGACAGUGGGCAAAGGUACUUUUAGGCGUGCUAACGGCAAAUGUGUGUGAAAAUAGAACAGCAGUGCAAUCCAGGUAACAUGUUAUGCUGAAAAGCACAAGAGAUGGGGACCGUGAAACAAGAAAGGCAUAUGAUACUAGUAUUUGCAAGGGAUUCAAAUUUUGUAGGCAAGUUGUGGAUGAGGCAAGGUAGUUGAUCUAAUCUGGAUAUAUCUUGUCUGAAGUCAUUCCUUGGAUGCAGUGAUGAUUUAGUACUUACUUUAGUUUUACUAAAUGAAAUGUGAUUAAGUUCUGGCUUGCUUUUAGGUGUGAGGUGUGCUAGAAAAGAUGUGCUCCAUCCAUGACUUUCUAUUCUUUUGAAAUAAAACGCCUACCAAAUCUGAGAAAA
Salvia splendens (bonfire salvia) is the source of this 3489-nucleotide messenger RNA. RefSeq names its product ubiquitin carboxyl-terminal hydrolase 9. Lineage: Eukaryota; Viridiplantae; Streptophyta; Magnoliopsida; Lamiales; Lamiaceae. The transcript has 14 exons. Bases 249 to 3029 code for a protein of 926 amino acids. Gene Ontology annotation, biological process: protein deubiquitination. The record is from RefSeq and is a predicted model, not a curated record. Gene Ontology annotation, molecular function: cysteine-type deubiquitinase activity.